AUGCUAGUGCUUGUGCCAAACAAGCUCUGGCCCGGUUCAGACAAGGGUAGUAUUUUCUGGAACUUGGCUGGUGGACUAGUCUGGCUUCAGCACAACCACACAGGGCAAAUGUCACAACCAGCAGGGGCCAACUACAGCAACUUCAAUGUCAGCGAUCAAGCCAGGGUACACGCGGGCGAUAACUACAUCACUUUGCCGGCCCCAGCCAAGCCAUCACCACGGUCUCUAGUGCCUCAGUUCUUCAGCAGAGACAAGAGCUUCAUCGGCCGCGAGGACAUCAUCAAGGACUUAGAGAGUAGACUCGCCAACGACGACUACCACAACAGGAUCGCAUUGACGGGGCUUGGUGGCAUCGGCAAGUCUCAGAUCGCCUUGGAGUUCGCGAGCCAUUAUUCGAAACGCCACCCUGGCCACUGGGUCUUCUGGGUCAGCGCGAGCUCGAAAAGCCGUUUUGUGCAAGACAUGGAAGAAAUUGCAGCACUUCUAGGGAUGCCCGCUACUACUGAUCGCCAGGGAACGCUUAAAUCUGUCUGCCGUUGCCUGAGUGACCCUCAAAACGGCACCUGGCUCAUGAUCAUCGACAAUGCUGACGCCGAAGACCAAUUUGGACUUUAUUAUGACAAGGACACAAUCCGCCGUUGGUUUUCUCUCGCCAAUUGUCUGCUCUUCGUCUGUCAACCUGCAGCUACUGAGCAGAUACUGAACCGUCUCACGGUCAUUCUCGACAUUAUGGGUGAGCUCUACCCUGACCAUGCGAGCCUUGUACUCUAUCACACAGUCGUCGAUAUGCUUGUGGACGUACGUGUCGCCAGGAACAAAGAGCUAGGGAGUAUGUUGCCUCUACUGGAUGCAUUUCCUGCUGCUCAGCAUAGCAGCAACACAUCAUCGGUCAUUAACAGGGUACUGGUGGAUGUCGAUGUCCUCAUGCGAGCCGGCAACGUUCGAGGGGCUGUGAGAUACCUAGAGCCGCGCGUGCAUAAGCUAGCCUGCGUUAUUGCUGGCAACAGAAUAUGUGAGAAACUCAUACAAUGCUACUGUAUGCUGGGAGAGUACGCCAAAGCGGAGGCUUUCGCAGAGGACAUUCAGCAGAGCAAGCGAAACAGUCGCAGGAGCGAUCUAAACAUUCGAUAUCACCGUCAGUUGAACUUGAGCGAGAUCCGGAGGUGGCAAGGACGCAACGAAGAAGCAGUCGAUAUCAUGCGGCAUGCCUUGAAGGAAUUGGAAAGGGCUGGAGAGGAUCCCGCAGGCGCCACCGCCGUCCAGCGCAGAUGGUUACUGAACAUAUACUUGGCCAAGGCCAGAGCUUCGAAUGACAAGGACCAAUAG
This is a messenger RNA of Fulvia fulva, 1326 nucleotides long. RefSeq lists its product as uncharacterized. NCBI's taxonomy places the organism in Eukaryota, Fungi, Ascomycota, Dothideomycetes, Mycosphaerellales, Mycosphaerellaceae. The transcript has 4 exons. Gene Ontology annotation, molecular function: protein binding. The record is from RefSeq and is a predicted model, not a curated record. The coding region runs from base 1 to 1326 and encodes 441 amino acids.